GCCUGCGGCGGCCGGCGGCGGUCAUGGGAGCGGGCUGGCGGCGGCCGUAGCUGUGCGAGCCUGGGCCUCAGCCUCCCGGAGCCCAGAGGGCGGGUGGGGUGGGCCGGGCCGGGCCGGGCCGGGCGGUGGCGGCGCCACUUCGCCGCUCCCGCCCUCGGAGUCCUGAGGGAGCUCCCGGCGGACGAGCGGACCCGGCGGCGCGAAUCUGACUGAGGGGCGGGGACGCCGCCUGCUCCUCUCCGCUCCCCCGGGCCGGGCCGGCCCCUCGGACAGCCGCAGGCCCGGGACCCGCGCCCAGACCCGAAGCCGGAGCUAGAGGCGGGCGGUGGGCCCGGGCGGAGCCCCGCCUGGAGCCGUCGGUUCGGGGGCGGCGCUAGGCCCCGAGGCGGCCGGGCCGCAGCACGGGGAGCGGCAGUGCGGCCCGGAGGCGGCGGCAUGAGCCGGCCCGCGCCGACGGGGAAAAUGCCCGGCGCCCCCGAGGCCGUGCCGGGGGACGGGGCGGGCGCGAGCCGCCAGAGGAAGCUGGAGGCGCUGAUCCGAGACCCGCGCUCGCCCAUCAACGUGGAGAGCCUGCUGGAUGGCUUAAAUUCCUUGGUCCUUGAUUUGGAUUUCCCUGCUUUGAGGAAAAACAAGAAUAUAGAUAAUUUCUUAAAUAGAUAUGAGAAAAUUGUGAAAAAAAUCAGAGGUCUACAGAUGAAAGCAGAAGACUAUGAUGUUGUAAAAGUUAUUGGAAGAGGUGCUUUUGGUGAAGUCCAGUUGGUUCGUCACAAGGCGUCACAGAAGGUUUAUGCUAUGAAGCUUCUUAGUAAGUUUGAAAUGAUAAAGAGAUCAGAUUCUGCUUUUUUCUGGGAAGAAAGAGAUAUUAUGGCCUUCGCCAACAGUCCCUGGGUGGUUCAGCUCUUUUGUGCCUUUCAAGAUGAUAAAUAUCUGUACAUGGUAAUGGAGUACAUGCCUGGUGGAGACCUUGUAAACCUUAUGAGUAACUAUGAUGUACCUGAAAAAUGGGCCAAAUUUUAUACUGCUGAAGUUGUUCUUGCUCUGGAUGCCAUACACUCCAUGGGUUUAAUUCACAGAGAUGUGAAACCUGACAACAUGCUCUUGGAUAAACAUGGACAUCUAAAAUUAGCAGAUUUUGGCACAUGUAUGAAGAUGGAUGAAACAGGCAUGGUACAUUGUGAUACAGCAGUUGGAACACCUGAUUAUAUAUCACCUGAGGUUCUGAAAUCACAAGGGGGUGAUGGUUACUAUGGGCGAGAAUGUGAUUGGUGGUCUGUGGGUGUUUUCCUUUUUGAGAUGCUAGUGGGGGAUACUCCAUUUUAUGCAGAUUCACUUGUAGGAACAUACAGCAAAAUUAUGGAUCAUAAAAACUCGCUAUGUUUCCCUGAAGAUGCAGAAAUUUCUAAACAUGCGAAGAAUCUCAUCUGUGCCUUCUUAACAGAUAGGGAGGUACGACUUGGGAGAAAUGGGGUGGAAGAAAUCAAACAACAUCCUUUCUUUAAGAAUGAUCAAUGGAAUUGGGAUAACAUAAGAGAGACGGCAGCUCCUGUAGUACCUGAGCUCAGCAGUGACAUAGACAGCAGCAAUUUUGAUGACAUUGAAGAUGAUAAAGGAGAUGUAGAAACCUUCCCAAUUCCUAAAGCGUUUGUGGGAAAUCAGCUGCCUUUUAUAGGAUUUACGUACUACAGAGAAAAUUUGUUAUUAAGUGACUCUCCAUCUUGUAGAGAAAAUGAUUCAGUACAAUCAAGGAAAAAUGAAGAGAGUCAAGAGAUUCAGAAAAAACUAUACACAUUAGAAGAACACCUUAGCACUGAGAUACAAGCCAAAGAGGAACUAGAGCAGAAGUGCAAAUCUGUUAAUACUCGCCUAGAGAAAGUAGCAAAGGAGCUAGAAGAAGAGAUUACCUUAAGGAAAAAUGUGGAAUCAGCAUUGAGACAAUUAGAAAGAGAAAAAGCACUUCUUCAGCACAAAAAUGCAGAAUAUCAGCGGAAAGCUGAUCAUGAAGCAGACAAGAAACGAAAUUUGGAAAAUGAUGUUAACAGUUUAAAAGAUCAACUUGAAGAUUUGAAAAAAAGAAAUCAGAACUCUCAAAUAUCCACUGAGAAAGUGAAUCAACUCCAGAGACAACUGGAUGAAACCAAUGCUUUGCUGCGAACAGAAUCUGAUACUGCAGCCCGGUUAAGAAAAACCCAGGCAGAAAAUUCAAAACAGAUUCAGCAGCUGGAAUCCAACAAUAGAGAACUACAAGAUAAAAAUUGCCUGCUGGAGACUGCCAAGUUAAAACUUGAAAAGGAAUUUAUCAAUCUUCAGUCAGUUCUAGAAUCUGAAAGGAGGGACCGAACCCAUGGAUCAGAGAUAAUUAAUGAUUUACAAGGUAGAAUAUCUGGCCUAGAAGAAGAUUUUAAGAGUGGCAAAAUCUUAUUAGCAAAAGUAGAGAUGGAGAAGAGACAACUACAGGAGAGAUUUACUGAUUUGGAAAAGGAAAAGAACAACAUGGAAAUAGAUAUGACAUACCAACUAAAAGUUAUACAGCAGAGCUUAGAACAAGAAGAAGCUGAACAUAAGGCUACAAAAGCACGGCUGGCAGAUAAAAAUAAGAUUUAUGAAUCCAUUGAAGAAGCUAAAUCAGAAGCCAUGAAAGAAAUGGAGAAAAAGCUCUUGGAGGAAAGGACUUUAAAACAGAAAGUGGAGAACCUGUUGCUGGAAGCUGAGAAAAGAUGCUCUAUAUUAGACUGUGACUUCAAACAGUCACAGCAGAAAAUAAAUGAACUCCUUAAACAGAAAGAUGUGCUAAAUGAGGAUGUUAGAAACUUGACAUUAAAAAUAGAGCAGGAAACUCAGAAGCGCUGCCUCACACAAAAUGACUUGAAGAUGCAAACACAGCAAGUUAACACACUAAAGAUGUCAGAAAAGCAGUUAAAACAAGAGAAUAAUCAUCUCAUGGAAAUGAAAAUGAGCUUGGAAAAACAGAAUGCUGAACUUCGAAAAGAACGUCAAGAUGCAGAUGGGCAAAUGAAAGAGCUCCAAGAUCAGCUUGAAGCAGAGCAGUAUUUCUCAACCCUUUAUAAAACACAGGUUAGGGAACUUAAAGAAGAAUGUGAAGAAAAGACCAAACUUUGUAAAGAAUUACAGCAGAAGAAACAGGAAUUACAGGAUGAAAGAGACUCCUUGGCAGCUCAACUGGAGAUCACCUUGACCAAAGCAGAUUCUGAGCAGCUGGCUCGUUCAAUUGCUGAAGAACAAUAUUCUGAUUUGGAAAAAGAGAAAAUCAUGAAAGAGCUGGAGAUCAAAGAGAUGAUGGCUAGACACAAACAGGAACUCACUGAAAAAGAUGCUACAAUUGCAUCUCUUGAAGAAACUAAUAGGACACUAACUAGUGAUGUUGCCAAUCUUGCAAAUGAGAAAGAAGAAUUAAAUAACAAAUUGAAAGAUGCCCAAGAGCAACUCUCAAGGUUGAAAGAUGAAGAGAUAAGUGCAGCAGCUAUCAAAGCACAAUUUGAGAAGCAACUGUUAACAGAGAGAACACUCAAAACUCAAGCUGUGAAUAAGUUGGCUGAAAUCAUGAAUCGAAAAGAACCUGUCAAGCGUGGUAGUGACACAGAUGUGCGGAGAAAAGAGAAGGAGAAUAGAAAGCUUCAUAUGGAGCUUAAAUCUGAACGUGAAAAGUUGACCCAGCAGAUGAUCAAGUAUCAGAAAGAACUGAAUGAGAUGCAGGCUCAAAUAGCUGAAGAGAGCCAGAUUCGAAUUGAACUGCAGAUGACACUGGACAGUAAAGACAGUGACAUUGAGCAGCUGCGGUCACAGCUCCAGGCCUUGCACAUUGGUCUGGAUAGUUCCAGUAUAGGCAGUGGACCAGGGGAUGCUGAGGCAGAUGAUGGGUUUCCAGUUCAUAUCACUCAGUCACACACUAUGGAAUCCAUGUCAUUCACCUACCAACGUUCCUCUACUUCUCUCAAUAUUGCCACUAAGCCUUCCAGUUCUCAUAUGCUCCUUGACUCUGAUUCUGACUCAGAAGAAGAAUCUUUGCCCUACUUACCUAUUUCAUCGGAACCUAAUGGUACAGAAUCAAGACUAGAAGGAUGGCUUUCAUUGCCUGUGCGAAACAACACUAAGAAAUUUGGAUGGGUUAAAAAGUAUGUGAUUGUAAGCAGUAAGAAGAUUCUUUUCUAUGACAGUGAACAAGAUAAAGAACAAUCUAAUCCUUACAUGGUUUUAGAUAUAGACAAGUUAUUUCAUGUCCGACCAGUUACACAGACAGAUGUAUAUAGAGCAGAUGCUAAAGAAAUUCCAAGGAUAUUCCAGAUUCUGUACGCUAAUGAAGGAGAAAGUAAGAAGGAACAAGAAUUUCCAGUGGAGCCAGUGGGAGAAAAAUCAAAUUAUAUUUGCCACAAGGGACAUGAAUUUAUUCCUACUCUCUACCAUUUCCCAACCAACUGUGAGGCUUGUAUGAAGCCACUGUGGCAUAUGUUUAAACCUCCUCCUGCUUUAGAGUGUCGUCGCUGCCAUAUUAAAUGUCAUAAAGAUCACAUGGACAAAAAGGAGGAGAUUAUAGCACCUUGCAAAGUGUAUUAUGAUAUUUCAACGGCAAAGAAUCUAUUGUUAUUAGCAAAUUCUACAGAAGAGCAACAAAAGUGGGUUAGUAGGUUGGUGAAAAAGAUACCUAAAAAGCCUCCAGCUCCAGACCCUUUUGCACGGUCAUCUCCUAGAACUUCAAUGAAGAUACAACAAAACCAGUCUAUUAGGCGGCCAAGUCGACAGCUUGCCCCAAACAAACCAAGUUCUGGCCCUGCCCUUCGAAUCAUUCUUCAUUGAUUUUUUUAAUACAUUUUGCAUAGCAACAAUUGCUUGAUUUGGCAUUUAAAGACUGGGAUUGGUCAUUUGAUGAUAUUGAUGGUGAUGAUGAUGGCGAUGUUUUUGAUUUCUGAAGAAAUAAAUGGGCUAACUGCCUUCUAUGAAUGCAGUCAUUAUUCAAGGUGAUCAUAUUCUUCCAGUUAAAACAAGACUGAAAUAUGAUGGCCCAAAAUUUAUUAAAAAGCUAUAUUUUCCUGAGAGACUGAUACACACACACACACACACACACACACACACACACACACGUUCCCUUUACUCCUGCAAUAUAAAUUAUAAAUCUUGGAGAGAUUUUCUGGGCUCCUUUGGAACAGCAAGUUGAACCAAUAGUGAUUGGUUAAUAGAGUAAGAAUAUCAUAUGCAACUCCUCCAAACUCGUUCCAUAAAGCUCUCUUGGCAGUCACUCACACUACAUUGCACAAAAGGAUUGAGAAGAGUUAAAGUUUAAAGAAAUCAUCUUUUCAGCUUCAACGGAGAGAUUUCACCAGCACAUUUACCAGAAGAAUCUGGGAAUGGAUUCCACUACAGUGAUAUAGACUGCAUCUUUAAGAAGUGACCAUUAUACUGUGUGUGUCUGUAUAUAUAUAUACAGACACACACACAUAUAUAUAGUACUGUAAUACUGCAAGAGGGUUUUUUUAAACUUCCCACUUUAUUUUUUUACACACAUUAAUCAGAUAUCAUUACUUACUGCAGUUGCGACUAUGCACUUGUAUAAAGCCAUAAUGUUGGAGUUUCUGUCAUUCGUGUACCUGAUGGAAGCUGCAUGUUCGUGUUUAGGCAGUUACUGUAACAAUAAGUUUGAAGUUAAUUAUAUCAGUUUCCUAAUGCUUCAUGAUAGGUAACUUUACCCAUUUUGAACGCCUUAAUUUAAUUUUUUUCAAAGUUUCAACCCUUUUCUGUAUUUUAAAAAAAGAACAAGUGUUUACCAGCUCUUAGAAUGCAAAUUUGCUUUGCAGAAGAAAAUUAGUGCACUAUUUUUACACAUAAUAGUUAUCAGUGUCAGCCUAUUUUGAUUGUAUAACAGAAUUUUUUUUAAGUAUUGGUGAUAGAAACAAUAAUGGAUAGUAUUGGAACUAAUAUAUCGUUUAUGUAUAUCUAUUAUUCAUCCAGCCCUUUUUACAGACCUCAGUAUUAGUGUGUGACUACAAAACGUUUCUUUGCUUUGAAUUUGCUGGCUACCCUAGAUGUGUUUUUAUUUCUGGAAAAGACAUUUGUGACUAUUUUUACAUUUUCACACUCAAGAUUCAAAAAUUAUCUCAAAUAUAAAGAAAACUAAGACAUACUGUAGAUCUAUUUUAAAUAUUUAAAUGUGAGCCCUUAAACACACAACUGUGUAUGGCAAUAUUUCAGUAUUGGGUUAAGAAAACUGGUGACUGGGAAGAAGUGGCCUCAAAGGCACUUACCUUGAUUUUUAUUUUUUAAAUGCUGGUAAGUUACAGUUUAUGCAGGACCGUUCCUGCUGUAUUUCUCAUUAUCCCAGAAAAAUGUAUAUUUUAUACUGCUUCAGUAUGCAUCAAUGAUAAGCAUCAAGUAAAAAAAAAUUAUGUAGUCUUUUAUCAGUCUCUCUUCAUAUACAUGCACAGAGUUUGGUAUGAUAUUGAAAUACAUUAUUAAUAUUUCAAUGAAGGAAGUAGACCUUUUUCAUUGAUUCCUUCUGGGAUCAGUGGAGAGAUAUUUAAAGAGUUAGGUCCCCAGUUAUAGAUACUAUUGUGGAAAUUGAAGAGUGGCCAUGGCCUACUGAUGUACUGAACGUGAAUCUUGUUGUUCUUACAUUAUCCAGUCUGCACUCUUUCAUGCUGUCUGUGCUAAAACUAGAUAUGCAUGCCAUUUCCCUUGCAGGUGUGUUCUGCAGUUCUGGUUUUGGGGCACAGCUGUUUUUUUUUUUUUAAGAUUAAAAAAUGAAAAUAUAUAAAAUUUAUAUAGAAUAAAUAUUUCCAUUCAUUAGACUUGUUCAAAGGAGACUGAAUUAAUAUUUUAUAUAAAGAUUUUGUUACACUAUGGGAGGUUCUAUCAUAUUAUCUGAAUUGGAGAGUAUAUAUAUAUAUUUUUAAUAAACUUUAUUAAGGUGAAAUAAUUGAAGUUUACACAUGAGUAAUUGAAAUAUUUGAGUAAAAAUGGCAAAAGUUUAAAUUUUGAAUGCUGUAUAUAUUAGGGAAAAUGGAGAAUCAUGGUGUGAUACAACUAUACAAGGAAAAUUAAUGUGAAGUUUUUUUGGGGAAAAAAGAUAUUCUAAGGGGUGAAAAAAAUCUCUCCCAUGGAGAUUCUUCACAUUAUAUAGUUUGACCUAAGGGUUUAUAAGGUUGUUGGUCCAACUAGUGGAAAUGCGCUUAAUAAAAAAUUCUAACCUUGGGUAAGAAUUUGCUUUUUACCCUGUUGCUCGUUUCAUGUACAUACAUGAGUGCAUGCACCUAUCCAAAUGUUCUCUUCCCAACCCUCAUUAAAUAUGAAAUGGACUUGGCUUAACAACCUGAUUUUGUGCCAGCUUCUCUUUUUCUUGAGGCUCCAAAGCUUCCAAGAUAAAUAUAAAACCAAAAAUUUCUUCACACCUGAUUUCUCCUAGAGCCAUAAAUACCUCCUAUUAAGAACUAAGAAGUAGUGAGUACUGGGAUUUUCUUAGUUGGAUUUUUUUACUUUUGUUUUGUGGGGAUAGCGAGACAGAAGUAGAAGGAAAACUUGCCGGUUUUACUGUUAACACUUAAUGUAUAGUGAAUUUUUGAAAAGUAUUAAUUAAAAAACAUGCUAUCUAGAAGCAAGAUUAAAAAAAAAAUCUAUCUGAAAGUUUAAAAUGCUCUAGCUAACUAAGGGAUAAGUAUACCAAUAAAUCUAAAAUAAAGGUUUGGGUUUUUAAAACUAACCUGUGCUCGAGUUAUACAAACCUGGCUCUGAAGGAUCUCCUUUUAUCAGCUUAUCUUUAGAUCCUCAAGAAGAAAUACUCUAGCUUGCCAAACCACAAUUUAAGAAGUUAUGCUGCUGUUGUUAAUCUAGGAUUCUGGUGGUAAAACAGAGAAACUUAGACACUAUAUUACUUUAUUGAAACGUGCUUUAAAUAAGGUUUAAAAUCCGAUGAGAGCAAGUUACUUCUGAGUUUCUCAGUCUGUGUUGACACUGCUACUGACUCACCUUUCCUCCCUAGAAUAAGGCUUCAUUUUCCCUGUGUUGUGAAGAUACCAUAGUUGAUUUGUAAAGCACUUUGAAGAUAAGCACUGUAUGACAGUGCUGAAUAUUAUGCUUGGGGGGCCUCUCCUUGAUUCCUUUCCCCAUAAUAAUGAAUUUUGUUUGGAAUUGUAAUAAAUUAUGAAAUGCAUGGUUUAGAUAAUCAUAAAUAUUUGAUCAGCUGUCCCCUUUGAACAAAAUCGUAUCCCUGAUUUUUCUUUUUUUAAUUUUGUUGCAUCUUUGUAGUAAUGUAAUUGUAUUUUAUGCCUGCUUUUUAUAUUAAAAAUUAAAUAAAAGAAAUUGACAUAA
Messenger RNA from Ceratotherium simum simum (southern white rhinoceros), 8310 nucleotides. Lineage: Eukaryota; Metazoa; Chordata; Mammalia; Perissodactyla; Rhinocerotidae. The record is from RefSeq and is a predicted model, not a curated record.